AUCUCGGAAACUAGAAAGAAAAUGAUGGUUGGUAAAGAGAAGGCCAAGGCAGUGAUAGUCGGGGGGAGCAUAGCUGGAAUAUCAACUGCACAUGCUCUUAUCUCUGCUGGUUGGGAUGUCAUCCUCAUUGAGAAAACCUCUGCACCACCAACUGGAAGCCCCACGGGUGCUGGUCUUGGACUUGACCCUCUCUCUCAACAAAUCAUUCAAUCUUGGCUUCCACUUCCUCAUUUCCUACAUAACACCACUCUCCCACUAACCAUUGAUCAGAACCAAGCAACUGAUAGUGAGAAGAAGAUCAGCAAGACACUGACAAGAGAUGAGUGUUUCAACUUCCGAGCAGCGCAUUGGGCUGAUCUUCAUGGCCUUCUAUACAAUGCGCUGCCGCCGAGUGUAUUUUUAUGGGGCCACCUCUUCCUCUCUUUCCAUGUUGUGGACUUCAAAGGUUCCAUAACAACAAAAGUCAAGGUUCUGAAAACCGGAGAGGUCAUCAAUAUAGUAGGGGAUUUGCUUGUUGCAGCUGAUGGAUGCCUCUCUUCCGUUCGCCAGAAAUAUCUCCCUGAUUUUAAACUCAGGUAUUCAGGAUAUUGUGCUUGGAGAGGAGUUCUUGAUUUUUCGAAAAUCGCGGAUUCAGAUACAAUAACAGGCAUUCGCAAGGCAUACCCUGAGCUUGGAAAAUGCUUGUACUUUGACUUGGGCUCAGGAACACAUGCUGUGUUCUACGAGCUUCUAAACAAAAAGCUCAAUUGGAUUUGGUAUGUGAAUCAGCCAGAGCCACAAGUUAAGGGAACCUCGGUGACGAUGAAAGUAAGUGGCGACAUGAUUGAGAAAAUGUACCAAGAAGCUGAAAAAGUGUGGAUUCCAGAGCUGGUAAAGGUCAUGAGAGAAACAAAGGAACCCUUCUUAAAUUUUAUAUAUGAUAGUGAUCCCUUGAAGAAGAUAUAUUGGGACAGUGUGGUGUUAGUAGGAGAUGCAGCUCACCCCACAACUCCUCAUUGCCUUAGAAGCACAAACAUGUCAAUAUUGGAUGCAUCAGUGUUAGGAAAAUGUUUGGAGAAGUGGGGAGUGGAGAAGUUAGAAUCAGCUUUAGAAGAGUAUGAGUCCAUCAGAUUGCCAGUGACCUCCAAGCAGGUGUUGCAUGCAAGGUGGCUCGGUCGCAUAAAGCAAGGUUUGGUUCUUCCUCAAAGGGACCCUUUUAACCCCAAAUCAGCAACACCAGAUGAAUGCCAAGAACUUCUGCAGAGGAACACACCUUUUUUUCAGUGAUGUGCCUAUGCCACUUGCUUCAUUUACAUUUUGCAUCCACCAAUUGAUUUCCAGUGAUGUAGGAAGUAUUCUUGCAAGAAUACGUUGAUUUGUAUACAUAUAUAGUGAUAACCAUCUAUUUGAAGCACAUGGGCUUUCAAAUUUGGUGGAUACUACCAUGAAGAUUUUACAAUUGUCUUCUUAUAAAGAUAUUUCUUUUUUACCAUUA
Messenger RNA from Arachis duranensis, 1474 nucleotides. RefSeq lists its product as uncharacterized. The coding region runs from base 22 to 1266 and encodes 414 amino acids. The record is from RefSeq and is a predicted model, not a curated record. The transcript is spliced from 4 exons. NCBI's taxonomy places the organism in Eukaryota, Viridiplantae, Streptophyta, Magnoliopsida, Fabales, Fabaceae.